This is a messenger RNA of Scheffersomyces amazonensis, 1699 nucleotides long. RefSeq lists its product as uncharacterized. The record is from RefSeq and is a predicted model, not a curated record. The transcript has a single exon. Gene Ontology annotation, molecular function: zinc ion binding. Lineage: Eukaryota; Fungi; Ascomycota; Pichiomycetes; Serinales; Debaryomycetaceae. Bases 110 to 1648 code for a protein of 512 amino acids.
AAUCUGAAACCGUAGCGAAACAAAGCUCCGCAGGGAAAACCGAUUAGUGAGGAAAAAUUAAACUAGAAUUACUACUGAUCAUAACCUAAUAAUACCAAACAAAGUAACUAUGGAUCCCGAUAAUUUCAACUCAUAUCUAGGGGCUACAAUCAUCGGUAUUGAUAGCGAAGGUGGUGUAUCAAAUGAUGUACCCGUUUGGAUGAGAGAUUUUAUAAAUAGAGCGUUAACUGCUAGUGGUAUUAGAACAAAGAAGAAAGUAGCUUCAGAAGAAGCUAUAGAAAGUUUAGCAAGAGUUGAUUUUGAAUGUUUAAAAGAUAAAGAUUGUCCUAUUUGUUAUGAUGCAUAUGAAACUCCGCUUCAUCCUGAAAAAUCAAAGAGUCCAAGUAAUGAAGGUUCUCAAAUAUAUCUGAUUGGUGAAAAUAUAUCUCCAGAAUUUGAGAGAAUAUUAAUAGAAGAUAAUAAUAUACUUACAAAUUUACAUGAAAGAUAUAAUAUAAAUAAUGUUGAAUCAAUGUCUAACAGAUUAAAAUUUAAUGACCCAUCAUUAUUUUUACCAUCAGAUGAAGGAGCAUCACAUUAUUUUAGAUUUCCAGUUAGAAAUCUAUCUAGUCUAGAAAAUAUUGUGGAUGAAGAUAUGUUUCCUGGAUUCUUAGAUGAAGAAAAGGCAAAACAAGAGAAAAAGAGAAAACUUGAAGAAUUCAAGAGUGAAGGUCAUAUUCCUGUAAAAAUGCCAAGUUGUAAUCAUAUAUUUGGAAAAACUUGUAUUGUGGAAUGGUUAAAAUCGAAUGUUAGUUGUCCAUUAUGUCGUUCUGAAGUAGAAGCAUCGGUAGAAGAGAACCCAGAACAAAAAAGGCUUCGUGAAAUACAGCAUAACAUAGUUUCUAACUAUAAUUCUGAAGAUGAUACCUUACAGCAUUUACUUUUACAUUCAACAGAUAUAUUUAAUCCAUUCAGGAGACCAUUUAAUCCAUUGGUUACCCCACUAACUGAUUCAUACAUGCUCCAAGAUUGGGCAACUCCUUAUGAUGAGAAUUUUGUUAGAGUAGGAGUGAGGGAUCCUUCAUUGAUUUUGCCAAGGAGAUUUCCGUUUCCAGAACCAGCACUUCUUAGAAGAGGCAGAAAUGGAUUAAUGAGUAGAGAAGAAAGAGAUAGAACAAGAGAAAGGAGAAAUGCUAAUAAUAACAAUAAUGUCAAUAAUACUGCAAGAGGUGGUACUAACACUACAAUUCCUGGUAACAAUGUAUCUGGUAAUUCCAGUAAUAUUCAUACCAAUAAUACAGGAAAUUCUUCAUCAACAAAUGAUUUAUUAAGAAAUGUGAAUUUAAAUCCAGUUGUUCGUGAUAGUACACCACCGCCCCCGCCCGCUCCAGCAAAUACAGCAUGGGAACGUAGUAGUCUGAAUAGUAGUGGUGAAGAGUCGGUUAGUUCAAUGAAUCUGAUUUUAGAUUUUUUAAAUGGUAGUAGAGAUAGAGAAAUGCAAAAUCAACGUGAAAUAAAUAGAGAUAGGAUUCAAGACAGAGAAAUUAACCAAGGCGUACUCGAUGCUCGUAGCCGAACUAUAAAUAGAACUGGGGGUCCAGAAAGGAAUUACAGAUCAUCACCUAGAGACAGAUCUCAUCCUUACUCUAGACCUCAAAGCGAAGAAUAAUUUAGACUAUAUAGUAUUUUGCAAUAUACACAGGAUAAAUGACAAAUAACA